AUGGUGAUGUGGCAUCUCGAGCCAAUCAAACAGACAAGUGGGUGUGAACAGUUGGAGCAGAUGGAACAGUCUGCUGGACAUAAAGUGGAGGCCACUGAAUUCAACAAUGAGCAGAUGGGAGAGUAUGCUAGAUAUAAAGAGAAGUUUACUCAAGCCUACAAGAAGCUAUGGGAAGUCUGCAGGGGAAAAGGUGGAAGCUAUACAAGUCAUCAUCAGAGGUAUGGUAGGACUUGA
This is a messenger RNA of Arabis nemorensis, 234 nucleotides long. The record is from the annotation of a GenBank genome assembly. Lineage: Eukaryota; Viridiplantae; Streptophyta; Magnoliopsida; Brassicales; Brassicaceae.